UUUUGUCUUUUCUGUAAUCUGGUAUGAAUUACCUUAUUCUUUUUGGGUUAACUUCAUCUCUUUUUCUAUCUUGAAUUAUUAAUGACAACCUUUACUUCUGUUUGUUUACGAAGUUUUAGGACUUUGCCAAAUCUUCAGACUUUGCUUACAGGGAGAAAAAGAUAGUAAAUUUUGCAUUUUAUAUUGAAUAUUCUAAUAUUAUAAUGAAAUCAUCUUGAUUUGCUCUUUUGAUCACUGUGUUAUAUAUGUAUGUUUAUAAGGUAAAUGGUAUUGACAGAUUCUUAUCUACCCCGUGUUCGUCUCGAAUGAGUCCUAAGCAUCAACCACCAAAGACUCGAGCUAGAACGAAAAGGAGAGAAACUGGUGAGGGCUGCUUUGUUUCAUUUCAGAUGGGGUCAUCAUUUCUUUUGCUCUCUUAUUUUCAGUUUCCAGGUGCACUUUCCGUUCCCCCAUUAGUAAAAGAACAUCUUCUUCUUUAGAUCACCACCAACACCUCUAGUAGCUGUCGCCAACAACAGUUGGAUAUGGCAAGUGAUGCCUCAAGAACAGGAACAUCACAGGAUCAAUCUGCUUCCAAACCACCCCAUGAAAAGGUUUCAAUCAUGUCAAGCGGUGAUGACAAAUCAACCACUAGAAGACACCAUGUGGAUGAACCUCUCAUGCUCAAAGCAAUGCAACAACAAUUUCAAAGGCUGGAUAUCAUGUUUGGUGAGAUUAGAGACAAAAUGGAGAAGCAAGAUGCAGCUAUAGCCAAUUUAUACCAAAUACAGGGAAGUUCCGAAUUUGCGUAGGAAGGACGCUAAUAAUGAUCUCAAUGACAAUUAUGAAGGUGCAUUCAACGAUGAUGCCCAUCAUAUCUUCUAAUUCCACAUAAUGCUGCAGCUCUACCACAUUAGCUAUCAUGAUUUAAACCAUGCAGAAACCGUGCCAUAGUUGCUUCUCUAUCCUCUUCCACAUUCGUUCUAACCAUUGCGAUUUCCAUCUCUUUGUGAUAAUCCUCAACGCUUUUGGACCCUUGAGUAAGGCCCUGCAAUCAUUGAUAAAGAUCACGGUAGUAGUGACUAGGAACAAAUCGUUUUCUCAUCACAGCUUUCAUCUCUUCUCAAGUGUCAACAAGAUGCUCUCGAUUUCUACAUCGACUAAGGACAAGCUGAUACCACCACACCACAGCGUAAUCAGUAAAUUCCACCACUGCUAGUUUCACCUUGUUUUCCUCAUGUUUUCCUCAGAAUAGUUAUGGCAAUCAAACACCAAUUCCACCUUAUUUUCCCACUCCAAAUACACAUCUGGAUCAUUUUUGCCUUAAAAUGGAGGAAUCUUCAUCUUGAUGCUACCUAAGUCACGAUCAGCAAAAUUUGAUGAGGUGGGGAGAUCGGCAAGAUCGUGACAGUACAUGUGGGGUUAUCUUGAUUCCCAUCACUAUACCCAUACCCUUCAAUUAGCUUAAACUAAACCUAAACUUGGCUGCUGUUGUAUAUCCUUUUUCUAUAUGCUGCCAUAACUUACUAACUCUGAAAUUGGAACCAACUUUUUUCCCUAAAUAUUUGGUGUUGCUUUCCUUUUUGAUUUCUUUGUGGACUCUAUCUUUUUGUCUAAUGAUGGGAACUAUAAAAUUAGAAGGUGGACGACAAGAAAAAGAGACUGAAAGAGAUCAAAGAAGAGAUGGAACUUUCUGCAAAAUGCAAGUGAAGGCAAAAUUGGAACAUUGGAUUAUUAUUUCCUUUUAACCCUUUUUUUUACUCAUCUACAUUACUAAACCCUUUUUUUUCCUGUUGAUUGUUUGAUGUAUGUGUUUCUCUUGAAUGAUUUCUCGUUUAUCUAUCUAGUAAAACAUGAGAAUAUACUGGAAUUACAUGGUGAAGAACAUAUAUACCCUUCAAGUCAGAUCAUGUACCCUUCAAACAUACUUCUCUUUACUCUAUGUACAUUUUUUUUUCUUUCAUUUUCUCUUUGAAUUCCCUCUUUAAUCUCUUUUUAUUGCUAUCCAUUUUCAUUUUUUUCCUAUUUCUUCGUUUAUUGCCCUAGAUUCUUCUGAAUCAUAUUCAAUUUUCUAAAAAGGGGGAGAAUUUAUAUGAUGGGGAGGUUAUGAGUCAA
This is a messenger RNA of Rubroshorea leprosula, 2094 nucleotides long. NCBI's taxonomy places the organism in Eukaryota, Viridiplantae, Streptophyta, Magnoliopsida, Malvales, Dipterocarpaceae. The record is from the annotation of a GenBank genome assembly.